Molecule: messenger RNA, 3281 nt
Organism: Ectocarpus siliculosus
Lineage: Eukaryota; Phaeophyceae; Ectocarpales; Ectocarpaceae
Source: the annotation of a GenBank genome assembly
AUGGAUGUGUACGCCAUGGACGAUGGCGUGACGGACCCGCCCACGACGGCUCUGCCUACCACGGCCCCUCCUGCCACGGCCGCGCCGGUUACGCCCCCUCCUACCACGCUGCCGCCCACGACGGCUUCGCCUACGACGGCCCCUCCUGCCACGUCCCCGCCGGUCACGGCCCCGCCUACCACGCUGCCGCCCACGACGGCGCCACCUACCACGGCCUCUCCUACCACUGCCCCUCCUACCACGGCACCUCCUACCACAGCCCCUACUGAGGCUGUCAGCGGAGAUGUUCUCGUCGACCUAGUGCCCUGCCUGUUCUCCUCUUUGGCGGUUGGGGAGUCGAACGAGAACAACCCAGCACUGUACAUCAUGUCGCUGUUCUUCAAGGGAUACUGGUCUCCCAAGACGGAGGAGUAUGUCGUAUCUGAAACCGACGACCUUUCGGCCCUUCUGGUGGACUCGACCGACACCUCGGGGGUGCCCCACGGAAAGUGCAACGCCGUGUACAUCGGCUACGCGCCGUCGACGGCUCAGGUUGCCGCUCUCACGGCCUACUCGGCACAGUACAAGGUCCGUCUCGUCUACUUCCCGUCCGCUCUCACCCACACCACCGAGAGCUUUACGACCAAGCUCGGGAUCCAGACGUACUUUGCCGGGGACAUCGUGACUCCUGCGUUCGUGCAGCUCAGCGACCUGGGCGCGGAAAAGGUGACCAUCACACAGCCCGGCUUUAAGACCGACCCGAACGUCGUCACCCCGGCCCUGUUCAGCUACCCGGUGAUCGUCAAUACGGUUCCCGAGGAGGGGAUCGAGGUCCUCGCGCAGUACGUCGAUAGUGACAGCGAGCCUUACCUAUCCGGUGCUGCGGGUGACCAGGAAAACGCUGCGAUGCUCAGCUACACCGGUGCUGACGGCCACGAGGAGCUGCACGUCUUCAACACCAUCGGCUGGUUUGACGCCGGCGCGUGGCCGUGGGCGCACUUCUACAACGAGUGGGCCACCAAGGGCAUCUUCAUGGGGGAGCGCCGUUUCUACCUGGCAGCGGUUGUCGACGACCUCUUCCUCUCCACCCCGGAGUUUGAGUACGACGGGGUCUUGAACGAGGCCGCGCUCUCCCAGCGGUGCACGGGGGAGGACCUGACGAACCUGCUCAGCGUGCAGCAAUCACUUAACGCCCUGUACGCGGGAUCGGACAUCAUCACCGAGUUCGCCUUCAACGGCGGCGGGAUUGCGGAGCAUGUGUCACAAGCGGUCGAGAACAUCACGUACGUGCCCGACUACGAGGAGACCAUGGUGACCACGAAGGGCACCCAGUGGUACGAAGACGGUCAGAUCAACGUGCACGACACCAACUGGCUCGCCACCAACGUCCCUCUCAUGCAGCAAGACAUGGCCGACGGCACCUGGGAGGCCAACGACGAGCUUCUCGUGGCGGUGAUCAGCUACCUGGACACGUCUUCCACGUUCUACCACGGCCAUCACACCCUCAUCCACCUGUCCCGCGACCAGCUGCGCGAGACGGACUGCGUCACCGAGGACUCUGGUAACGUGCAGAUCGCUCUCAUGACCGGCAUGUGGGACAGCGACAACUACAACUGGCGCUCCAUGGUAUCCCCCGGCAUCACGGGUCUCUUCAACGAGAACUGCCUCGACUCGGCGGCGCAGAACCUGAUGGUGUGCUACCCUGGCGACAACACCUUCGAUGGAACCGUGUCCGGUGCUACCAUUCUAGUCAACGAAGACAACCAGUUCCACUCGAUCUACUCGACGGUUGCCGACAACGGCUAUGAUGGUAUCCAAAUCGUGCCCAGAUUCGCGACCUACGUGUACUUCAACUGCGUCACCGGCUCCUGCCUCGUGAACGAGAACGAGUACAUCAGGCGCUUCGUCUGCGGGUGCACCCCGCUCGACCCAAGCAUCGCCGACUACACUUGCACGAGCACGGCAGACGAAUGCGUCGACGACGACGGCGCCCCGGACAUCCAGUCCUUCGGUGACAUCGAGGCCCUCUUCGACGCCGAGGCCUCCACCACCACGCGCUACAUGCUGACUGGCCGCAGGGACAAGUACAUGUUCCACCAAGCCAACAUCAUCCCGGCAGGGGACGUCGGCGACGGAACCCAGUCCCUGCUCGACUACUGGUACGAGCGAGUCUUGGAGGUGUUCUCCAGCUACGUCACCUUCCCGGUCAAGAGCAUCAAGUUCGACGACCUGUGCACCGAGUUCACUCUCCACGAAGCUCUGGACGACUCGAGCCCGUACGUCACCAUGGCCCUAGACGCGACCGGGGCUGUUACCGGCUUGUCCUACGUCUCGGGCAGCGGGGCCGGCCUCGUGCCCCUUACCGUCCCGACCGCUUCCGCCGCCUCGAUCCCGACGACUGACCUUUCCAUCCAAGACACGGAGACUUACGGCACCGACACCACCUACUACCUCAAGGACGAUGACGCCUCCACUGUCUCAAGGGUGGGCACCAAGCCUGAUGCCAGCGAUCUUGCCGAAGUCCCGUUGAUCGUUGUCGAGACCGACGCCAGCGCCACGCUGAGCCCGGCGGAGAUCGUGGAGAACGCCGAGGAAUUGGCGGAGAACCAGGAGACGAACGCCCUCGUGGCCGCGGAGAACGGCGGUCUCUUGGCCGACCAGGGCCUGGUCGACGCGGACGUCGCCGCAGGCGUAGCGAUCGACGCAGCGGAGGAAGAAGGUCUCCUCUAAUUGUGUUUCGGAAGGCCGAUGAGGUGCCGCCACCACCUUUGCGUUCUGUUUCUGGAGCGUACGGGAGGAAUGCCGCGCUCUCCCAGGUUUUGGUGCUCUGGUUUUUGGUCCGGUGUGCGUUUUCCAAUUGCAUUUUAUCAUCUUGAGUAAAGUCUUCGUGAGUAGAAGUCUGCGCUAUGCCAACUGAAGAGGACAAGUACGUGCACGUCUCCCGCUGUGCAAGCAAGAGCGUUUGCCUCCUCCGCAUGCACUCGUAGACGAGAACACGUGCACCUCUGGUGUGGGUCUCCCUUUGAGCGUGAUGGAACCACUAGAUUUUGUCAAAGACAACUAAAGGCUGCGAAAGAAUAUGCGUAUGUUGUUGGAAUUUUGUGCAAAGGGAACACCAGGCUCUAUCUACUACUCGGUUUCCAGAGGGGGAAAGAAACUCCGUCUUGGUGGCGUAAUCUCCGCUAGAUGUGUGUUACGCCAAUCGUCGGACGUUUUUUUCCGAAGCACACCAAAUAGGAUUGGGAGGGGCGGUUGUAAAGUAGUGUUUUGUCCUUUUCCGGCACGCGAUACCGUUCGUGAAG